Messenger RNA from Saccostrea echinata, 1598 nucleotides. RefSeq lists its product as uncharacterized. NCBI's taxonomy places the organism in Eukaryota, Metazoa, Mollusca, Bivalvia, Ostreida, Ostreidae. The record is from RefSeq and is a predicted model, not a curated record. The transcript has 2 exons. Bases 73 to 1251 code for a protein of 392 amino acids.
ACCUCACAAAAACACAAAACAAAUCAGUCAUUCGUCAUAAAACACUAAAUUACACGUCAGUUUUGCAGAAUUAUGAAGCUUUUCGAGAUAUGGAUAAUAGUAUGUAGUCUACAUUUCACCACUUCUAAACCAACAAAAGAGAAGGCUGGGCCUUGCGCAAACGCGGAAGAUCCUAUGGCGUGUCUUCAUGGGAUGUUAAUGCACGGUGAUGAUCACCAGGGGGACGCACAUAAAGCUGAGGACCAGUACCUCCGCUUCCAGCCAGUACUACGCACCGGAAAUCCCGAAAAAGCGGGUCCCCAGGAUGCUGAGCAGACGUUUCAUGCGUCCAUGAUGCACAAUGGCGAAGACCCUGCGCAUGCUCACCAAGGAGGUAUCGCCAAACCACAAAUCAAAGAGAAGUUAGGACCUCAAGAUGCAGAAGCUGCUCUUCAUGGAGUGAUGAUGCAUGGAGACGAUCAACAAGGACAAAAUCAUGAUAAGGAACACAAGCAUCCAAAAUCGUCCACAGGAACAGAGGGUCAUAAAGCGGCUCCUUUGGACGCUGAACAUUUAAUGCAUGGGGUUCUCAUGCACGGGGAUUCAAAUGUUGAAAACCAUCACGUACAUGCCAAUCCAAAUGAAAAACGGGUAAAAGAAAUCCCUGGGCCCGUUGAUCUUGAACAAAAAAUGCAUAAGCUGAUGCAUAAGGAUGGCGAUGUACACCAUGAUGAACAAAACGAGGACUCGAAGAAAACUGUGCCUGGUCCACGUGACCAAGAGGAUGUCAUUCACAAACUGAUGCACAAUGGUGAAAACCUUAUGCACGAAAUUCUCGGCGAGAACAAACCAUUCAAAUUCAACAUCGCCGAGAUUAUGAAGCUAGGAAUAGAUCCAGACAUUCUGAAAUCGGUAGGACUGGACAGAAUAAAAAAAGAUGAUGAAGCAGACUAUAAGGAAUGGCGAAAAGAACAAAAUAAAGACGACACUUUGGGCGAAACGAUUGCUUACAUAUCUGACUCGAUUGUGCCAGAUAUCGAACUCAUGAAACGGCGAUAUAUGAAUCUUGGAGAGGAAGUCGAGCGAGAAAUACAGCAAUUUGCAGACAACAGAAACAUCGAGAUCUCCCCAGAAGAGUUAUUGGAUAACCUCCAUUUAGAAGAUGGCGCCGGAGAUCACUUGGGCGAAGACAUUCCGCAUGACCUUGAACUCAUUGGCAGUACCGAACCUAUCAAUGCCCGCCACAAAGUUUUUAUGGACAAACGGAGAUGAUGUCAUAAUUACGUUUCAAAAAGUGAACUGGUGACAUAAUUAUGUCUUUCAUGUUGAUAUUACCAAUAAGUUUCUUUACUGAUUUACCUUCAAAAUUUCGUUGAUAAAAAAAGGACAGAAGAUAUGUGUGGAUAUUUUAAAUAUUUAUUCAAUUUUAUAAAAUCAUUUAUAUUUAAUUACAAUCCCAUUCAAAGUAUUUCAGAAUUUAAGUAACAAUAAAAAUUACUCUAUCCGUACCAUGGAAGGGAAACUACAAUAAAAGAAUCUGAUAAUUGUACAAAUGUCAAUUACUAAUGACCUAUUUCAAACUCUAUUCGUGCCAUAUAAAUAAAUUACAGCACUUCUAC